This is a messenger RNA of Brugia malayi, 4389 nucleotides long. RefSeq lists its product as uncharacterized. Gene Ontology annotation, molecular function: nucleosome binding. The record is from RefSeq and is a predicted model, not a curated record. Gene Ontology annotation, biological process: chromatin organization. Lineage: Eukaryota; Metazoa; Nematoda; Chromadorea; Rhabditida; Onchocercidae. The transcript is spliced from 26 exons. Gene Ontology annotation, cellular component: nucleus. Bases 1 to 4389 code for a protein of 1462 amino acids.
AUGGCGGAACCGGGUGACUCGGUGCGGAUAGAUGACGUGGAAAACAGUAGCGAUGAUGAAGAAGAGGAUGAAGAGGAAACCAGUACAGAAAUCGAUGAAAGUUCAGCUGAAGAGAGUAGCAGUGAAGAUGAUGAUGAGGCGAAAAGUAGUGAUGAUGAUGGAGAUGAUAACACCAAUGUUUGGGAUUCUAUGGAUGAUGGAGCACAAACUGAAGAAGCAGUUGAAGCUUCACUACAGGCGGAUUACACAAAAGCUCUCAACUUUAUCAUAGAUGGUCGUAAGCAGAAAGCGCUUAUAAUAAUGGAAAGACUUCUUCAACAUCCAAUCCUUCAAAAGUUUGAAGUUAAUAUCAAUUUUUUCAACUGGGAUGAAGCUAGAAAAGAAGCUUGUGCGAAUCAUUCUCGUGUGUCAGCUAUGGCUCGACUGUUUUCAUCCUUGCACUUCAAUAUCGGUCGACUUCUAGACGACCCAAUAGACCACUUGUUGAGUGCAUUAACCGUAUAUCCAAAUGACGAAUAUUUAUGGAAAUAUAUAGGAGAAGAAUCCCUGAAAAUACGAGAUUGGUCUAUGGCAUUGUACGCAUUCGGAAACUGUUCAUCUGCUUGGAGUGUUAUUCGUGGGACUCUUAUCGCUUUAUAUAACGCCAACCUGUUUGAAGAUUGUCUCCUGAAAAUAAAAUCUGUAUUAGAGUACGACAAAACAUAUUUUAUGGGACGGGUUUUGAAACAAAUCAUUCGAGAAACGAAUUCUUAUUGGGAAAUGAAAUGUCGUCAAGUGUUCAACGAAGAUCCGGUUCUUGUGCAGGAUGAAGAUGCUGUGAAAAUAACAGAAAAGGAAAAAGAAUUGAUUCUAAAUGAAAUGAAAAAUACUGGGAAGUUUAUUGCUGGAGUUGAACCUGCAUUCAAACCAGUAGUGGUUGAUGUGGGCACUUGUUCAAACAACAUAUUUCUGCAGUUCUCAAAACAGUCUAUUGUGCUAUGUGGUACGAACGUGUUGGAUGAAUUUGAUGAAGUUGCUCAUGAUGCAUCUGCUGACCUUAUAGACUGUGUUAACGUCGUUCAGGAUUUAAUUGAUAGGAUUGUAUCCGUAGAAGCUAUUCGGCCUGCUUCAAGCAUUGUAAAUUCCGGUUUGGACUGGAGGCGACGUUCCGUUCGUUUUCGCGCAGAAUUUAACAUUGAGGAAUCUGGCUCAGAAAAUGACAAGAUUUUGAUUGCUUCAGUACUAAUGGAUGAUAGAGCAUCGUUACGUAGAUGCGUGAUAUAUCUUGCAAGAAGGUUUAUGGACGGAAAUGGACGAAUUUUUGAGAUUUUGGAGCAGUUACUUCUUUGGUUCUCGAAGAACUGCUUUUGCAUUAUUAUCACGGACUACUUACGAGAGGUAAUUAUUGGUUGUUAUGGUCGAUGGAUUACUAAUUUUGGGAAUACUUCGAUGAUUUGUGGCGAUGAAUUCCUUUCUAUCCAUACCAUGUUAGCUGAACUAGGCUUCGAAAAAGCUGUAUUUGUUUGUUACUCUUCACUUCCUUCGUCUUUGGAACAAGAUUUACGCAUUCGAAUACUUUGGUCAAUUGCAUUGAAUAGUGCAAACACUUUCCCUUUUCAGAUUUGUAAAAAUCAUCUGUGGAUGUUAUUAGCUGCAUUAAAAUCUGGGUGCAAUUCUGAAGUCAAAUACCAGUCGCUGAUUAGUGGCCAUGAAUUAAUCAACUUAGAAACAGUUCAGGAUCUCAUUACCCAGAUGGAGCGUCAAGAAAAGCUUGAAGCUAUUCAGCGAUUGUUCGAUGGUCGUCACUUUGAUAGGGUGGUUGACAUUAUCAUCGACAACUUCAGUUGGAAAGAUGUUGAUCGUAGUGUUCUUCUUUCUACAGCGAUGAUCCUUAUUGAUUCAUAUCUUGAAUUAAACAACAUGGAUGGUGCAUCUGAAUGGAUUAGCAGAUUGCUGGAUUUUACUGGAGGACUUGCUGGAACUGAGGAAGUGAUUGCAAGGUUGAAACAACUUGCUAUAGAACGUAUUUGCUUAGAAAAUACUUCUAAUCUAGUCCAUUGCAUUGUUCAUCUUCUUGUUCUCAGCGGAUAUGAAUCUGACACUACUCUUUGGCUUUUACUUUAUCGUUGUGCUUACCAUUUGGAGGGAGAGCACACAGUGGAAACAUUAUCCGCACUAUAUGACGGUGGUUGUCAAAUGCUUACAUCUGCUUUGAAUAUCCUAGUCACUGCUCAUGAAGUGAUAGCUAAGCACAACAAAUGCUUCGUCGAUGACCAUAGUUUUCCAUUGUUUAUUUUAAAUGAAUUUUCGAAAAUUCGGGCUCAUCCUGCCGUCAUUGAAGUUCUUUCAACACGAGAAUGCAUCGAACAAAGUCGUGCUUUCAUAGAUGAAGUUCAUCAAUGUCUAUUUUGUCUAUACGCGUGCCCAUCAAGACGUAAAAGACAGCUGGAAGAACAUGGAGGCACACACAAUCAUGAGCCAAAUUUGAAGGAUAUUGAAAACGUUUUAUCGCUGCUCUUGCCUGACAAAAUACCUCCAUAUGAUGGCACUUGUUCUUUUGAUCUGAUUGAAUUCGUGCAAAAGAAAGCAUCUUCGUUUUUGGAGCCUACAGAGAAUGAAAAAGAAAAGCUGUUCGCAUUUGAUCGUUUCAUUGCGCAAGCAGAGGUUCACGCGGAUUGGCCUCGAAUUGCAGAAAGUUCUCAGCUUCGAUCAGGAGUUUUUUAUCAGCUAGCACUACAUUCCUAUCGCAAUCACAAAGUAGAUGAUGCUGUCUACUAUGCCAAAUUGUUUCUUCUUUAUGCUUCUGCUACACUACCUAACGAAGUGUUUUUUUGGGAUUGGACCGUUCUAGCUUUCGCUGCUACUUCAGUUUUCUUUGCGGGAAGUUCUUCUUUAUUAAUGAACAAAAAGAUUACAGUGGAUGAAGAUGAAAUGUCCUCGCACUUCGAUUGUAGUGUUUUUUCUUUUCGAAUGGCUCUUUUUUUUGAUCCGUUUGAUCGAUAUGUUAUAUUUAAUUUUGGUAGCGCUUUAUAUCAAAUCAAUUCUCGGAUUCGUCGAUACAGAGACAAGCUUUCUUUGGAUGAUAUUCGACAUCGAUGGGCAAACCGCCGAAUCAAAGGCCUCCUCGAAGAAAGUCGACGUCAAUUUGAGACCUGUCUAUCACGUUUGCCGGAUGGUGAUGUAGACAAAUGGCGAUGUCACUACUUCCUAGCGAAAAUUGCAGAAAAAUGCGGAGGCGCUCUUGAAGAUGUAUUCCAUCAUUAUCAUGAAUCAGCUCUUCAAUUACAAACUGCAGGAGUUCAGUAUCCGAGUAGAAUCAAUACCAAAAGGCAGGAGCAUGUGGAAGCAAUCGAGAUCCAUUAUCGUGCUUAUGCCUCUUUGCUGAAGUAUUUACUAGAAAGGGAAACAGACUGGGAUCGAGAGGACCUGAUAUUGAUGCACUCAUUUGCUUUGUGCUUUCGAAAUCAUGGUGUUUGUAAACAAAAGGAUAAUGACGAAUUCUCACAGUGCCCACGAGUAAAAGCAGUUGUUAGCAAUCUUAUGUAUAGAUGCACGGAGCCAACUGAUACUGUGCAACGAGUGCUCAAGGAUUUAAGAGAACGGACUGCCCUUAAAUUAGAGAUUCUGCAACUCUGUGAAGAAGCUUUCAACAUUUGCAUUCGUAGAUUUCCACACUUUAAAUCAUACUAUCGACUGUCGCAACUAGCUCUAUACAAAGGAGAUAUCCUGGAAGCUUCAAAUUAUUUAUUUGGUCGUUUCUUGGUCAAGAAAAGGGCAAACUUUAAUCCAGAUAACCUAUUCGAGGUCAUCUCUAGAAUUCAUUCUCAAAUUAAAGGAUUCAUAAAAAAGUCCCAUCAUAAUGGUUUGCAGAAUGUGAUAACGAUUUUCUGUAAAGAUAUUGACCGGGGAGAUGCACUUCAGUACCAUCUUGCUCGUAUCAGCGCUUUAGCAAUAUAUCUCUGUGCUUUAUUAGAUGAUUUCGAGGCUCUUGCAACCUUGAUUCAUACAUUCUGCACAUUGGAUUUUUGUAAUAAUACUGAUUAUUUGUUGAAACGAGAUCUGGUAGUGCUCUAUCGUAAUAGUUUGAGCAGAUUUUUCGAUUGCAUACAGCGGAAGAUAAAAAACAAUACAGUGGAGAGCCAACUUCUCUCUUCGGUUUAUGAUCUUUAUCAGUAUGCUGAAAGGAAUAAUGUACUACGCCUCUGCGAACGAAUUCGGCCAAUAAUUGUUUCAGCUACCAGAAAAUUUACUGGUUAUGAUGAGAAGAUUGAACCAGUGUUAUUUUGCAAGCAACUCUAUACCGCUUCAAAGAGAAAGUUGGGCAAACGAAAACUGAGUAGCAGUUCAAUCAUUCAAUCGAAGUCGUUCCGCCUAUUCUCUAGUCCAAAUUCCAGUCUUACAUUUACAUAG